Acanthoscelides obtectus is the source of this 1707-nucleotide messenger RNA. The record is from the annotation of a GenBank genome assembly. NCBI's taxonomy places the organism in Eukaryota, Metazoa, Arthropoda, Insecta, Coleoptera, Chrysomelidae.
AUGGCCAGCCAAGAAAAUAUGGUUUUCAACUAUAAAAGAAAGUCGGUACGAGGAAGCACCUGGACAGAAACAUCCAUGGAACAUGCAUUGGAAGCAGUGCGUAACGGGGAGUCGAUAAGAAAAGCGUCUUUAAUAUAUAACAUUCCAUUCUCAACGCUCCUUAAGCAUGUGAAUUCUAAUAAAACUACUAAAUCUCUGGGCAGAUUUAAGACGGUUUUCACUCCAGAAGAAGAACAAGAAUUUGUUACCCAUAUCAAAGAGCUUGAUAGCCGUUUUUAUGGGCUUACGCGACGAGAUCUUUGUGUGUUAGCAUAUCAAUACGCCGAAGCGAACCACAUUAUUCAUUGUUUUAAAAAUAAUGCAGCGGGUCAGCAAUGGUAUCAAAAUUUUAUGAAGAGACAUCCUGAGUUAAGCUUACGGACACCUGAGCCGACCAGUGUUGCACGAGCCAGUGGCUUUAAUCGCCCACAAGUGGAGAGGUUUUUCGAAAAUUUGAGGGACGUCAUCGAGAAAAACAAUAUUUUGCCUGAAAAUAUGUACAAUGUAGAUGAGACAGGGAUCCAAACCUCUACAAAUAGGCCUCCUAAGGUUAUUUCCCUGAAAGGCAAAAAGGGAGUUGGAGCUAUAUCUUCCUCCGAGCGAGGCACACUAGUAACGGCACUGUUUUGUUGUUCCGCUGCUGGGGCAUAUAUUCCUCCUACACUAGUUUUCCCAAGGAAAAAGAAAAAUCCAAGGUACAUGGAAGGAACUCCACCAGGCUCUUCUCAGUUAGUAACUGAUUCUGGAUGGAUAAGUUCCGAAGCUUUCCUGGAGUGGAUGAAGUUUUUUAAUAAUGUCAUCAUUUUGUCGGUUCCACCCCACACGACACACAAGCUCCAGCCGCUAGAUGUGUCCGUUUAUGGCCCUUUCGGAACUUAUUUCCAAAAUGAAAUUGACAAGUGGCAAAAAGCGCAUCCUGCACAACGCGUUACGUUGUUUGAUGUAGGCAAAAUUUUUAAUAAUGCCUACCUUAAAGCUGCAACACCAACAAACGCUAUAAAAGGUUUCGAAAAAACUGGCAUUGCAAGAUGUGAUUUAGAUGUUUUUUCCGAAGUGGACUUCCUUCCAGCAGAUGUAACUAACAUUGAAGAACCAGAGGUCCGUAUUCACCAUAAUCCUCAAGAUAUGGAUGUUAUUGAAAUUGGACCGCCCAAUACAUCUGCCCAUAAUGAUAUCGCAAAACCUGAACCUUCUGGUCUCAAUAAUAGUACGACCUUAAAACAAGCUAGUGACGCUCCAAAAGGAAAUAAUCGCAUUAAAAUUAUUGAUAUUCAUAUUAUACCUAAAUGUGAUAAACGAAAAGAACCCAAAACAAAAAGGAAUCAACAGAAAUCAGAGAUUUUGACUUCUACGCCAAUUAAAGAAGAAAUUAGAGAAAAAAGUAAGAGCAAAGAAUGGGUCAAAAGCAUUAGAAGGAAGAUCCAACAAGAGACAGAUUCCAGCAAACUGAAAAUACCUCGUCCACCUUCACCACCGAAAACCGCUCCAGAUGAAGAAGAAACUCCAUGUUUGAUAUGUGACGAUUCCUUUGAAAACUCCAUUCCAGGCGAACACUGGAUACAGUGCAAUUUCUGUGAGAAGUGGGCACAUCAGAAAUGCACAAGCUACAAGACUGGAAUUUAUAUUUGUCAAGAUUGUCAAAAUCAGGUCAAAGAUCAGAGAACAUAA